AUGAGCUUGGAGCAUGGCUACACUACAUUGAUAACCAACUCAAACUUUGACAUUGAGUUGGUCAACUUGGAGAAGGCGCUACAUAAUGCUUCAUUCGUCUCAAUAGAUACAGAGUUCUCUGGUGUUGGCUAUCACAAAGGAUUGAAACUAAGUAACAUUCAAGAUAGAUACUCAUUCAUAUCAAAGUUGGUCAAGUCAAGGUCAUUACUCCAACUUGGAAUUGCAGUGUUCACAGAGACAAAGGAACAAAGUAGUGCAACAAUCAGUACUUCAGCUUCAAAUGAUGAUACAUUGAAUGGAAACAAGAAGAGACCAUUGGACACUGGUACUACUACUUCAUCCUCAUCAGACGCAUCAACAUCAUCAUCAUCGUCUUCGCAUAACUAUCACUAUGACGUCAGAAUAUUCUCAUUCUUAUUGCUCAAUCAAUCAGAGUUCCAGGUGUAUCCUGCCUCAAUGACAUUCCUCGUUCAGCAUGGAUUCGACUUUAACAAGCUGUUCACCGAUGGUAUACCAUUCACUCCAUUCACAUCAUUCUCCUCAUCGCACUCUACCUCAACAGUGUCCAACAAAAAGGCCAACAACAAUGGACAUGGCAACAAUAAUAACAAGAAUACUGCUGUUGCACCAAAGGAAUCCAAGCAACAUAGGCUCAUCGAAGUACUUUCAAAGCAUCGCCAACCAGUUGUCAUACACAAUGGACUCUUUGACAUACUAUUCCUUUAUCAGAGUUUCAUUGGCGAUCUCCCCGAUACACUCAAUGAAUUUAUAGUCAAGUUCACCAAUGUCUUCCCAAAAGUGUAUGACACCAAGUAUAUCUCUGAGUAUAAGGUCAACGAGAAUAGAUCAUUCCUUCAAUAUCUAUUCCUAAAGUACGAGCGCAACAACUAUCAACGAGUACAAUCCAAACAAUCAUACCUAUCAUGUGACAAGGUUAUUGGAAGUUUGGAUGGUGUGAGGUCUGAGCCACUUGUCAAUAUCCUGCGGUCAAAUGCCAAGAGCUACGAUGGUUCCAAGAUAUGUCCAGACUUUGCUAAUCAUGGAUAUUGUAAGAAUGGAAUUGGAUGUACUCUCUCCCAUGAUGUACAGAUUGUACUUGAUGAGGAUGAGUUUAGGAGGGCUAGUGCCAGUCAGGCCAAAGCAGCCAAGAAGAUGAGGAAGGACAAUAACAAUGAUAACACGAUUACCAACAAACCUGUUACAAGUACCACAACAACAUCAACAACUCCAACACUGGCACCAAUGUCAUUAUCCACAGAGAUGGAUAACUUACCAUUCAAACUCAAUCAAGAUUCCACCUCCAUGAUCACAUCCUCAUUGACAUCGACAUCGACUACAACUACGACAACCACAACAUCAAUCUUAUCCCCAAACAAUAAUGAGCCACUGCUGCUGAGCAGUAACCUAAUGGAUGUCACUUUAAGUGCUGACACAGCCAGUGACUCCAAUGCACACUCUGCUGGAUACGACUCUGCAAUGACUGGGUUCAUCUUUGCCUACUACAAACAUCUUGUGUUCCGAUCAGAGAAGCUACCCGAGCUGGAGAACAAGAUAUAUCUUACAGGCAAGGAAGUACCAUUGCUAUUAAAGAAGUCAAGCUAUGCCUAG
Acytostelium subglobosum LB1 is the source of this 1608-nucleotide messenger RNA. RefSeq lists its product as hypothetical. Bases 1 to 1608 code for a protein of 535 amino acids. NCBI's taxonomy places the organism in Eukaryota, Evosea, Eumycetozoa, Acytosteliales, Acytosteliaceae. Gene Ontology annotation, cellular component: Cajal body; cytoplasm. The record is from RefSeq and is a predicted model, not a curated record. The transcript is spliced from 5 exons. Gene Ontology annotation, molecular function: metal ion binding; 3'-5'-RNA exonuclease activity; snRNA binding. Gene Ontology annotation, biological process: snRNA 3'-end processing.